AUGGCUCCAACGUUACAACAGUGCCCCGUCUGCUUUAACCACUAUAGAAGCACUCCAGACGGGAAAUUAUGUCGGCACGGAGGUAAAGUGAAAGGACAGGAAUGCUCGGGGUCCCGGAAAAAAGUUGGCGCGAGGGCUGCUUCGCCUCUCGGUGCCGCACCCGACCCCAAGCCUGGGUUGCCCACACGGUCGUCGGCCGCAUCGGUCUCCGGUGAUUCUCUCGGCCUGGAUUACUCUGGUGUUUUUGACAAGCUGACGGCCGUGCUGAAAUGUGUACCGGUGUACGACCAUAUCCCUAAGCCAUGCAGGGAGAAGUUCGCACAUGAUCUGAACGCCUUACUGACGGCUGUUUGUGAUGACCCUGGUGACCCGGCUCAAUGGGUUAGACUCCACUGUUUUGUCCCAUACGUCUUACAGAAGACUUCCAGAGGGGGUCGCCGGGUCAACCAGGGCAAUCUGGUCAACAAGCGUCUAAGCGAAUAUUCAGCUAUUGGUCUUGAAACCCUGGUACUGUGCUUUGAAGGGUUCAAUAAUGCCAAAUCACAAAAGCACAACCCCGAUCGGUGGAUCAACGCUGUGUCAUCUUGUAUUGAACAAGGAAACCCCUGUCCUCGGCUUUUGCCCAAAUUGAUGUACUUCCUGCGUACAUCUAAACACAUUAACCCUUCUAAAUUGGGCAAAUUUGACGGAGCCCUGCGCACCGCCCUGUUGUCGAUUUGCAAUGUUCAAGAACCAUCCGGCAUUUCUGCGCAUGAUAGUAGGCGCCCGGACGGAUGCACGCUAAUACCUUGGAGAGCCGGCAGAUGUUUGGCGUGGGAUGUUACGGUCCCUGGCACCCUCGCCGAACGAUACGUAAACCUGACAAGUAAAGAAUGCGGUUUGACCGCGGCCAGGGCAGCGGACGAGAAAAUGAAAAAUAUGGGAAUGCCCUCCCCUCAAUGGAAUUCUUGCCAAUAUGCAUCGAGGUUCUUGGCCCGAUGGAUCCCAACACCCUUAAAUUUCUUAAGGAAAUAUGCAAAAUGA
This is a messenger RNA of Helobdella robusta, 1023 nucleotides long. RefSeq lists its product as hypothetical. NCBI's taxonomy places the organism in Eukaryota, Metazoa, Annelida, Clitellata, Rhynchobdellida, Glossiphoniidae. The coding region runs from base 1 to 1023 and encodes 340 amino acids. The record is from RefSeq and is a predicted model, not a curated record. The transcript is spliced from 3 exons.